Messenger RNA from Mytilus californianus (California mussel), 1783 nucleotides. Its product is annotated as dynein regulatory complex subunit 5-like. The transcript has 4 exons. The record is from RefSeq and is a predicted model, not a curated record. Gene Ontology annotation, molecular function: protein binding. The coding region runs from base 53 to 1636 and encodes 527 amino acids. NCBI's taxonomy places the organism in Eukaryota, Metazoa, Mollusca, Bivalvia, Mytilida, Mytilidae.
CCUGAUUGUCAUAGUAACAAGAAGCUAUCUGGAGAUCAUACUGCAGGCCAAAAUGUCUGAUCCAGCAGUAACAGAUGUAUCAGGGGAAGAUAAAAUUGAUGAGGAUGCCAAAAGUAUUAAGAGUGGACCCAAAAGUCAGCCUGGUUCUAAACAACCAUCUAGAGCUGGGUCUGCUCAAUCAGGAAAGAGUGGGAAAAGUAGUGGUAGGCCAGCUAUGGCAGCAACUCCUGCUGGAUCUGCAAGGGGAGAUAAUCCUGCAGCUGACUGGAGACAGAUGAGGAGAAUCAUAGCAGAAGAUCCAGCAUAUUCAUUGGCUACUGUCCCAUUACUGGUUGAUCUAUGUAUCAAACAUAUAGUUACACAUUUUGAAAAUAACUCUACAAUUCUGAAUGACCUUCCACUAAGGUACAAGUCUAAAGUGUUGGACAAAAUCUCCACUGACAUACCUUUGAAGAUAACUGCUAAUCUGGUACAGGAAGAAGAUUACUGGAAGAGAUGCUGCAAAGCAAGAUGGGAAAUUUGUGAUGUGUCCCAGUAUGGUAGCAACUGGAAAAGAAUGUAUUUCGAGAGAAACCUCCAACAAAUCGUAGAAAAUUUUGUACCAGAGACAACAGAUCCAAAUGAAUUAAAUCAAACUCUGCCAUUGUCUGCCAACUAUGUCAAAAAGUUAGAUGUCCAACAGUUACUUCCCCCUGUAAGAGAAGCCCCAAAAGGUCCUGAUUUUGAUGAUGCAUCAGAUGCUGGCAGUGAUGCUGGUGAUGAACCAGAGUGUGAUCAUUUCAACUUUGCUCCAGUAUUAAAAUGUCUGACAAAUUUGGAAGAAUUGCAUCUUACAUAUGGUGUCAGUGAUUGUGGUAUGAACUUUGAAUGGAACUUGUUUAAAUUCACUGCUAGAGACUGUUUACAACUUGCUCAAUGUGUUGCUGCUUGUAAACAUCUUAAAGUGUUCCAUCUUAGUAGAAGCACAUUAGAUGAUGACAAAACAAGAGUACUGAUUAGUCAUAUCCUAGACCAUCCAAGUCUGAUAACUCUGGAUCUAUCCCACAAUACAAUAAGCGAUCGAGGAGCAAGGGCCAUUGGGAAAUUCUUGAACAAUCGUAGUCAGCUAGUAAGCCUGAAUUUAUGUGACAAUGACAUUAAAGUGCUAGGGGCUCAGGCUAUUGCCCAUGCCCUGACCAAAAACACAACAUUACAAAACCUCAACCUUAGAUUGAAUAGAUUAGGAGAUGAAGGGGCAUCUGCAAUUUCCAGAGCUUUACAGAGAAACUCAACAUUACAGAAAAUCAAUCUAGGUAGUAAUGAGUUUGGGGAAGCAACAGCCCCUUUCCUUCAGGAAGUUAUUAUGCAGAAUACAACACUCAAGUCAAUGGAUUUGUCAUGCAAUAAACUUGGUCCUGAGGGUGGAAAACAGAUCCAAGAAGGUAUGGAAGUAAACACAACCGUCACACACAUGGAUCUUCGUAUUACAGACUGUGGGCAAGAGGCUGAAUACUGCAUCCAACAGAUUCUCCAUAGGAAUAAAGAAACUGAGAGACAAAGCAAAAUACAGGACAAUAGUGGCAGAAUAUGGAAGAGACUUCCUCCUCAGGCUGCUCACAGAUUUAAACCUGAAGUUCCUUCCAUUACUGUAUCAUAAAGAAAUAAAAGAAAAUGACAGAGACCUGGAAAAAAACAUCUUUGUAAAUUUAAAUGAAGUUUUUGAUAUUGUGACUUUAAAGUUCUGUGAUAUACAAAUAGAAUUGUAAAUUUGUUAUUAUGAAUAUGAUAAAUUAUAUAGUUUAUA